CCGUCCGUCGCCCCGGGCGCCCAGCAUGUCGGUGCACUACACCCUUAAUCUGCGGGUCUUUUGGCCCCUGGUGACGGGCUUCUGCACCGCCCUGGUCUGCCUUUACCACGUCCUGAGCGGAAGAGGCGGCUCUACCGCGCCCCAGGACGGCGAGGAUGCCGGCUUCCCGCUGCUCAAAGCCAUUCUCUUGCUGUUCUUGGGCUACCUCCUUCUGCGUUUUCGCCACGCUGCCCGCCAGCGCUUCCUGCCUCGAGCCCCCCACCAGGGGCUCGCCCCCUCCUCCCCGAGACUCUUGCAUGAGCCGGGCCUCAGUGUUUUACUGGAGAGCUACUAUGAGCACGAAGUUCGCCUGUCCCCGCAUGUGCUGGGCCACAGCAAGGCGCACGUCAGCCGCAUCGUGGGCGAGCUGGUCCGGGCCGGCCGGGCCCGGGGCUCUCCGGGCCCUUCCGCCGGAGGAGCGCUAGCUCUGGCCUUUCGGGGGGACUUCGUCCAGGUGGGCAGCGCCUACGAGCAGCACAAGAUCCGCCGGCCCGAUGGGUUCGACGUGCUGGUGCCCUUGCGCCUGCCCCCUCUGGUGGCGCUGGAGCCUCGGGGAUUGGGAUCGGAGCCCGAGUUGCCUGCGGCGCUUCGUGGCUGCUUCGUGUGCGCCCUGAAGGCCCCGCCGCCGCCGCCUUCGGGCGGGGCCGGACACCAGUGGCACCGGGACUCCAAGCCCUUCUCCGACGGCUUCUGUGUGGAUUUGCGCGGCCGGCGCCACCUCUCUGCGGCGCUGGUGUCGCGCUGGUUUCAGGCGCACUUGCAGCGGUGUCUCGCCACGGUGCGCUACAGCUUGGAAGAGCGCUGCCGAGUCAGCCUGUCCCCGGGGGGCCUCGACCAGCCCCCCACGUUGCACAUUCUACCUUGUCGCACCGACUACGGGUGCUGCCGGCUCUCCAUGGCUGUGCGCCUGAUCCCCGCCGUGCACCUGGGCGACGGAGUCUUCCUAGUGGCGCCGCCGUGGCCUCCGCCGGGGCUCCUGCCGGACCUCCCGGGAGGGCUGAAGGCCGAAGCGCUGUGGGGAUUGAACACGGCCCGCCAGGAGCAACGCCUCCUGGGCUGGCUGCAAGAACGAGCCCCGCCGGGCUCCUGUCACCUUAAAUGCUUGCAGCUGCUAAAGGCGCUGAGAGACCUGGGCGCCCGAGGGCUGGACCCGGGGGCUUCCUCGCAGUGGGGGCGCAUCCUGUCGUCUUACACGCUCAAGACCGCGCUUCUGACGCUGCUGCUGCGCGGGGAUUCUCUGCACAGCUGGGAAGAGCUCCGUCUGAGAGAGCGGCUGGAGGAGCUGGUGCUCUACCUGCGGGACUGCCUGCUCCGCCGCCGCCCGCUUUUUCACUGCCUUCUGGGCCCCGAGGGAGCGGUCGGACUCUCCGCCGAGAUCGGCCCGCUGCCCAAAGUGUUGCGCGAGGCUGCCCCCGUAGACCUCCUGGCCUCUUACGACGGGCGCGCCCGGGAGUUGGUGGCGGCGCGGCUGGUGUCCACGUGGCGCCGGCUGCCCCAGCUGCUCCGGGUUUACGGGGGACCCCGCUACCUGUCCAGAUGCCCCCAGCCUCGGAGCCAACGAGUCCAAGGUUUCCCGGAGCACGAUCCCUAAACCUGGGAAAGAGCCUUCACCUGACCACUGAUUCCGCGAAGCGAUCCUGAAGGAUAGUUCCCAGCCUAGUACGGGCCCUCUCUCGGUGCCGCCGGGGAGGUGAGGGUCGGAAAAUGAACAAACCACGCUUUUGGUUCGUGGGGUUGCGGGGUGCGGGUCCGGGUAAAACCAUCGAGUCGCCAGAAUGAAUGGCUGCGCAGAGGAGGCUCCUUUAGUUUUGGAGGGCCCUCCUCAUCCCCCGCCAGAGUUUGGCCCAAGCUUUCUUUACAUUAUAGAUACUAGAGAUAUAUACAUUGCUGCCACUACCUUAGGAACAAAGAAAGCACGGUUUAAAUGAUGAUUCCUUUCCAAAUAAUCUAUGGGAACCCGGGAAAUUGGGAGAGUAUGGUCGAAAGGGGAGUUGGGGAAGGUGGGGCGCGUCUUUUGUCCUAGGCCCAUAGCAUGUGUUCGCUUGCCUUACAAAAAUCAAUCCGGAUCUUAAACCACAGCUGGAAGAGGAGGCUAUGAUGUACUGUGUAACUUAGUUAUAGAUUCUACAAAUUAGUAUUAGUGUGCUCUGUGAGCAGUGCAAUUAAGAACAUGUUUGACAAGAUUUCAAAGCAUUCCGUUGCACAGCAUGCCAAAGGGUGAUGGAGAAUUUGUUAGGGGAAAAAAAAAACCCUUCUAAAGAGAAUAGCACUUUAUUUUGAUAAAUGCCUUAAUUUUAUAGUGAUUGUUAUUACCAAGUGUUGCAUUUUGCAGACCAAUUAUACAGCAAUAUAAAUUAGUUGGCAUCUUUACUUAGCAUUCCUGAAGAACCAAGGAAUGAAAAAUGCUGGUUAGUGCAAAGGACCAUGGGUAACAACAAAUGUUUUUCAGCAACACUGAUGAAAUCAUAAAACUUAUCAGUGCCUAGAUUAUUUAGGCCUUCCCUUUGGCUUAUUAUGCCAAAUUUUUGCUACUUGAUACAAGGUAAUCUUUUCUACAGCCACCCUCCACCCAUUUUAAAAUGCCUUACUGAAAACCCAGGGUACAUUCAUGUUGGAAUGACCUUUGUUUCAUUGCACAGCCACCACUCAAGCUGAACUUAGAGCCUGAAGGGACCCUGAAGGAAAGCUAUGCCAGUUAUUUUAAUACUGUGUAUUCUCAGAGACUGCCAGACUUCCAUAAAAUAGCUGCAUUUUCACAUAGUACAAUACCUUGGGAAUAGGUUUGCAGGUUCAUUAAGGAUGGUUAUUCCUUGGGUAGCAAAGGGAAAAUGCAGAAAAUAGAGAGGAAAGGAAAUGAUAAUCUUUGUUAAUUGUGCCCCCCUCUCUAGGCAUAAAUCAUAUAACUAAGGAAAUCCAACAUAGCAUUGAAGUUCUAUUUCUUUUCUGAAAUCUUUUCUUAGGAGCUUCUGAAUCUGUUUUUGACUGAGGUGCAAGUCACAUUUUUAACCGCUUUCCCUGGGCAGUUGUCCAACUGAUUGGAAUGACAGGGUUUUGGAUUUAAUCUAUCCUUUGUGUGUUUAAAAUAAAUGGAUGUGUAUCUCAAGAAUUCAGUCUCUAAAAUGUAAAAUACUAACUGUCCAGAAUAAGACCAUUGAUGAGUGCUUGGACAGUCUUGAGGAAGUUCCUCAAAAUUUGCUGCUUUGGGAGGUUCCUUUCUCAAGUUUCUGAAUGAAUAUUUUAUAAGCAAUAACCUCACAUGAGGACUUCUCAGACUGGACUGCACUGAACACUGGCUUCCUUUGAAACAUAGGAUAAGUCAUUAGGGGAAUGAUUGGAAAUGUGUCUUGGAGGAUUUAGGUUUUUUUGGGUUUUUUUUUUGGUAGAUAACUCAGUUUGUAGUUUCUAUCCAAAAGCCAUUCCAGUUUCUUCUUCUUCUUCUUUUUUUUAAAAUAUCAAUGUUAGUCAUUAGGUACUGAAUUUGCCAAAACAUCUGUCUGUAAGCAAGUGACAUAAAGGAAUCUAAACUUUGCCAUUAAGAUAAACUUUUCAAUAGAUACUAAGGUUAUUCUUUAUCUGGGUAUAUAUAUAUAUAAAUCUCAUGUAAUCAACCUAAAGAGCAUUCUCAUUAGCCAGUAAAGGAACUGGGACAAUUGAAAAUAGUUGACCUCAAAACAUUUCCAUUUUAGUUUAGGAGGAAUUUUUUGAUCUUUUGAGUGGGAAGAUAGAAGAAAUAGAGCAACUAUAAAACUUCAGAAGGUUAAUUUAUCACAUUUUCUAACUGCGGUGAUGGGUUCUUUAUUAAAAAUGUUAUUUAAAAAUAUAAAUUUGAUAAUGUGCUGCUGCUGCAGCUUUAUUUUCAGGUAUCCUAUCUAAAGCCAUGACUAUUCUCAAGGUUUUAUUAUUAUCUUUAUUAUUUUUUUAAAUUAAUGGGGCAUUGUAUUUGUGUUUUCUAAACAUAAAUGUCUUAUUUAUAUGCCAUGCUGAACAAUUUUUCAUUGUACAUGGUAACCAAAGCUUAAAGAUUUAGAUCAAUUUUGGUCAAUGCUUAGUAGCCCAAAACAUGUACUAUGUACACUUGAAAUAAUAUGGCAUAUAACAAGGGAUGGUGGUUGCCUAGGGCACUUAAGUUUAUUUUUUACUUUAUUAUAGCACUAUUCCCUUAAUUGGGUGGACACUCCAGUGGGUAGUUCUCUCUCAUAUAUAUUUUUAAUUUACACUUUUUUUGGUACUGGAGAUAAAAUACAUGGAAAUUUCUAAUAAGUUUGUUUUAUUUUUCUCCUGGUACCUGUAGUUAUAUGAGUUGCUGAUGCCAGGAGAAAAUUGGGGGAAGGUAUAAAUGAUUGCAGCUUGAGGCACCCAAAGGUAACUUCCACUGACCCCUAUGGGAACUGUACUGGAUUCUUCUGAGGAGGAUAGAAUUAGGGUUUUGAAAACUGAAGCCUGAGAAAAGAAAAAUGAGAAAGGGAAACAAAGAAUGUUGGAAGGACUAGGAAAGUGAAUCAAAGAUGGCAAAGUAAGCAGUCUGAAGAGUGAAAACUUGUGAUGAUAGGAGAGGACGGGGUAAUAGAGAAUGGGGUAGGAGGAAUUCAUUUUAACUCUGUAUUAUGUUAAUGGUCUACUCCUCAAAUAAUAUAAUUUGGUGUUUUUGGUUAUAGAUUGUAAUUUUGUUAUCUAUAUUGGGGGUGCAGUAUUCCAAGUAUUAGAUAUUAUCUUAUCUAAGCUUUAUUGUAAAGCUAAACCAGCAGAAUGAUAAAGCUACAGGUAGGACUUUUUAUAUACAAUUUGCCUAAUGUUACUAUGGAGAAUUGAAUUGUUAGGAUAGCAAUUGGAUUCUUUAGCAGAGGAAGUGUGAGUAAAUUCAUAGCACUUCCUUCCCUGGGAUGCUUAGACUCUUCCGCCAUAUUGGAUUUGACCAUCCAGAUGGCACAUAUUUUCUGGCAGUGUCUUAAGUACCACCUUGGGAAUAAGCCAGAUUCCACCAAGGGAAUAAUUUGAACCUUUGUCUCACUUUACCAUGUCUUAAAUUCAGUCUUGAACUUCCCCUUCACAUGGGUAUAUUAACUUUUUCAGGCUACUAGAUUAGCCUCCACUGAAGCAGGACUUUAACCAUUGGCAUCCCUAGCAGCCUGAAAAAGGUAGUCUACCUCCAAGUGCCACUUUGCAAAAUUGGAUUGAAAUUUGUCUCUUAGUAAGAUAUUACCUCAAAAUUCUGGUUUUCUCCCUUAUCUCAAGAGCCAAGUGCCCUCUGUGACUUUGGGCCUCUUUGCUUCAGCAUUCUCAUCUGUAAACUGAAGAUAAUUGUACCCCUACGUCAUGAGAGGUUUAUGAGGAAUAGCAAAGCUAAUGCUGGUUUACAGUGUACAUUGAAAAGGGGAAAAAAAAAACCCCUCAGUAUUAUCAUAGUUAUUGUUAUUUUUAAAAGCAUAUCUAUGGCUUCUUAGACACUACUGUUUUGUAAUUUCAUAUGUACAUAUUUUUAUACCUAUAUUUUUGAAAGGUAUAAAAUACUCAUAAGGGUAGGUUAUAAUGAUCCUAUUAGCCAUGGAUGUAGGAGUGGGAGGGACUGGAGAAGAAUAAGAUAGAUAUAUCAAGUUAUAUAGAUGUACAACUAAGUCAUAUACAUAUUUCUUUCCCUUUAUCAGAAGAUAAUGUGAUCUUAAGCAAACUUGGCAUAUUUUGAUUAGCAACACUAUUAAGUGCCUAGUAGAUUCAGGAAACCUUGGGAGAGAAAAAAAUAUAUGACAGUUGUUGUCCUCCUGAAGCUAAUAUGCCUUAAUUCAGUCAUCUUAAAACAUUCCACCUAUUUUAUUUUUCAAAAGUGCAUAAAAUAUUGCAAAGCAAGUCUGUUUAAUAUUUCUUGUCCUCUGGCAGAGAAAAAUCAUUGUAAAAUGUCUUUGAAGAAAAAAAAAGACCAAAGAAUUAACUGAGUAUUGUUCUGCUGCUAUUGCAAAAAAAAAAAAAAAUUGCUUAAAAUUUCUGCCUAUUUCAAAGUGUUAAAAUGUGCCGUUUUCUUUCUCUUUUAAGGUCCAAACAUUUGCACUUUUAUUGGGAAGAGGGUGACUUUAAAUUGUUUUUCUAUAUUUCACUCUAUGAAUAAACAAGCUUUUUGAAACCUC
This is a messenger RNA of Sarcophilus harrisii (Tasmanian devil), 6155 nucleotides long. RefSeq names its product ITPRIP like 2 (gene ITPRIPL2). The coding region runs from base 26 to 1630 and encodes 534 amino acids. The transcript has a single exon. NCBI's taxonomy places the organism in Eukaryota, Metazoa, Chordata, Mammalia, Dasyuromorphia, Dasyuridae. The record is from RefSeq and is a predicted model, not a curated record.